This is a messenger RNA of Homarus americanus (American lobster), 1982 nucleotides long. RefSeq lists its product as uncharacterized. NCBI's taxonomy places the organism in Eukaryota, Metazoa, Arthropoda, Malacostraca, Decapoda, Nephropidae. The coding region runs from base 228 to 959 and encodes 243 amino acids. The transcript has 5 exons. The record is from RefSeq and is a predicted model, not a curated record.
GCGCUCGGUACCUUUGGACGAGUCGGCUAGUGACUUUCCUGCCUGACAGCUAGUGAGGACAGGAGCUUUUGGAUGUCUGUCAGGGUAUCCAAAGGCUCGUGAAGCAUAGAGACAGUUGAGGACAUCACUUUUGUGGAAUCAACGCCUUUGGACGGUAUUCCAAGUGUUAGAAAGAUCCAACAGGUAUCCAACGACCAAGUAUUACUUAGCUACGUUCUAAGGUCACGAUGGAGUGGCACUUCUCGCUUUUGCUGUUGGCACUCACCAGCCUGGCCGCGAGUAUGUCUCAAACGAAGGAUUAUUUGCCAAAUGUCGCUUACAUCUCGAGCAAGGAGUUGGGUGACUUCUUGGUGGCUGACAAAACCACUUUGGCCUAUUGGGAGGAAAGUUUAAAUACAGCCAAUGUCAGGACCCUGUGUGGGUGCAGGACAGCGUGUUGGUCGUCACGUUGGUGUGUUGCGGCGUCACUGGACACGACCAGUGACGGGGUGUUAUGUCGCCUGGCCCGCCUCACCGAGACUAACUUACCUCAGACUACCAAACAGACCAACUCUACCUACAUCUUCUUCCUGAAUAAAGCAGUGCCACACCUGUACACGGAGGUAGAGUACCCAGAACAUCAUAUAGUACCAAAACUGAACUUGUCGAUGGAGGAAGCCAAGAUCUACUGCAGUCGUAUUCCUGGCCACCAUCUUGCCACCAUUAAGACGAUGACUCACAAGAAGGCUGUAGAACGUUGUGUGAUGGCUAGUCAAACGAAAGAACUUUGGGUGGAUUUGGUAGCUGUGGACCGUAAACCACAAUGGGGUGACGGAACGCCCCUUAACCAAACACUCCUGAACAAACCUGAAGGAAAGACAAGUACAGAUCACACAACCUACAUUAUCUCGGAACAGAACAUUGAGAUAAGAGACCCAACAGUUGAGUACCCCUUCGUCUGCCAGGGUGUCCUUGGUUGAUAUACUCAUAGAAAACGGAAUCUUAGAGGCGUUGAAAGAAAAUGGGAAAUAAGAGAGAGAUAAUGGAUGACUCUAAUUGAACUUAUGAUUGAAGGAAGUUAAGUGUAUUAGGGUUGAGUUGAGAUAAAAGUAGAGUUAAGAAUUUAGAUAAGUAAGGACAGAGGGUAGUGAUUAAAUAUUUAGAGAUCCUAUAAUUAACAACUAACAUAACAUCACUAACAUAUAAUUCAUUGAUGUUAUAGAAGUCUUAUUGAUGUUUGGAAAGUCUUAUUGAUAAAUGGAAAGUCUCAUUGAUGUUAGGAAGGUUUUAUUGAUGUUUGAGAAGUUUUAUUGAGUUUAGAGAAGUCUUAUUGAUAUUAUGGAAGUAUUAUUAAUGUUUGUAAGGUUUCAUUGAUGUUAUAAAAGUCUUAUUGAUGUUAGGGAAGUCUUAUUGAUGUUAGGGAAAUCUUAUUGAUCUUAUGGAAGUCUUAUUGAUGCUAUAGAAGUCUUAUUGAUCUUAUGGAAGUCUUAUUGAUCUUAUGGAAGUCUUAUUGAUGCUAUAGAAGUCUUAUUGAUCUUAUGGAAGUCUUAUUGAUGCUAUAGAAGUCUUAUUGAUCUUAUGGAAGUCUUAUUGAUCUUAUGGAAGUCUUAUUGAUGCUAUAGAAGUCUUAUUGAUCUUAUGGAAGUCUUACUGAUCUAUAGAAGUCUUAUUGAUGUUUUGGAAGUCUAUAGUUCCUUUAAAAUAAUAUAAAGUUCUAUUAUAUUUUAGGACUUAUAGAAAUGAGGGAAAAUAUCAUGCUUAUUUCCUUAUUACAUCGAUUGUGGUCAGUUACUAAUUAAUAAGACCUGGACAAAGCGAACUCUUAUUGCCCUUUGAUGUCCGAGUGUGUGUUAGUAGUUAAUGUUGCCUGGUAUCAUUAUUUUUAAUUACCUUUUGGGUGACAUAGUGAGCGGUUUCCUGGUCCAUAAAAAGUCAGUCAUUAUUUAAUUUUUAUUAGUGUUGUGGUGUGUGUGUGUGUGUGUGUGUGUGUGUGUGUGUGUGUG